This is a messenger RNA of Brassica rapa (field mustard), 1821 nucleotides long. RefSeq lists its product as uncharacterized. Gene Ontology annotation, biological process: telomere maintenance via telomerase; meiotic cell cycle; nucleotide-excision repair. The record is from RefSeq and is a predicted model, not a curated record. Gene Ontology annotation, molecular function: single-stranded telomeric DNA binding; damaged DNA binding. Gene Ontology annotation, cellular component: DNA replication factor A complex. Lineage: Eukaryota; Viridiplantae; Streptophyta; Magnoliopsida; Brassicales; Brassicaceae.
UUCCCUGAGGAUCGAUUCCGGAUCCAUGGUUAUAGAGAAUUCGAAGCUGCUUCGGACCAGAGGGGCGAUCUCUAUGGUAAGUCAUCGCCAGCGUCAAUCCAUAUAGAUGUCUUACUUGAUUUAGAGUGUUCCUUAGGAAGGUGUUUCCAUACAUACUCAGACAUUUAGUUUUUAUUGUUGGGUUUAUAAGAUAAAAAAUAUUAGGAAUUUUUGUUGUCUUCUUUGCAGACUAUGUAACUUGUGAAUGGGCAGGUUCUUAGUGACUGUCCUCUUCUUGAUGAAGCAGAAAUAGCUGCAUCCCGCCGAGUUGAGCUUCAUGUUCAAACACAUGAGUGAGUUGUCCUCUAACCUCUUUGGCAUACAUAUAUGGGUUAUCUUAAUGAAUUGUUUGUGUUGUCACAGCGAACCAGUGCUGAAGUUAUACCUCUGGGACAAGCCUGCUUUACAGUUUUGUGAGAAGUUCAAGGCGUCCGGAGGCACUGCCCGUGUUAUCUUAGUAACCACUUUGAAUCCGAAACGGUUUGGAGGUUUGUAAAAGUGGCUUUUUUUUUAUUUUUGUUUGAACUGUUGGUUAUUUUUGUCGUGGUGUUUCUAAUAGGCAAUAUUUUGGUUUUGUGGUGCGUAGUAUUGAUAUAUGAUGAGUUGUUUUUUAAUUGAUUGAACCAUAUUACUCAAACCAACCUCUUAGGAGUUUUUAUGUGAAUAUUCUGUUGUAGGCGUCCUCUCUUUAUCUUCUAUGGCGUCUUCGCGUGUUUUUCUGGAUGGUGAUGUUCAAGAAACCCGGGCGUAUCUCAGUUGGUAAUGUUUAUGUUACUUGAUUCGAAAUAUCAGAGCAUUUAUUACGUAUAUUAAUUUCUGAUAUGCUUUUUUUACUAGGCUGGACUCGAACUUAGAUGUUGCCAACAGGGUUAAUGCAGAGGUGGUCACCAAGCCUGAGGUAGCGACAUUGGAAGACAUCUUUUUCUAUAUGAAUCAGUCAGACGCUAAGGUAUUAUUGUCUCAAUUUCUAUUGGUUUGUUAGUAUUGGCUAGAGGUCGCAUUAAAUUUGUUUUGUGAUACAGGUUGCUUGGUUUGAGUGCACAGCAACUAUUGAUGAUGUUGUGCAUGGUACUGGGUGGUUCUAUAUAGGCUGUGGUGUGUGCCAUACCAAGGCGACCAAAGGAUCUACUACCUUAAUGUGUAAGAAAUGUGGGAAGAAUGAGAUUGAUGGUGUGGCGCAGUACCUGUCCAAACUCUCUGUUUAUGAUCAGAAAGAUCAAGCAGUGUUUGUUGUUCUUGGAGAUGCUGGUGAGGAGUUGUUUGGAAAGAAGGCUGCUGAGUUAGUUGAAAAAUACUAUCAGGCCAACGAGGAUGUGGGAGAGGAUCACAUAGUUCCAGUGCCUCAGGCGAUGAUUGAUACCAUUGGUCAAACCAGGAAGUUCAUUGUGAAGGUAUCAACUCACAAUUUGGAUGGCAAAUCCCAGACUUUAACUGUGACAAAGGUGCUUCCUCAUGAAGUUCCAGAACCUGUGAUCGAGUCAGUAGAGAACGUUGAUACCGAAUCUGAUGGCGGGAGGGGGGGGGGGGGUGAUCAUGGAAAUGAAUCGGCAAAGAGGAGUGUUGAUGGUGUUGAGUCUGAUGGUGCUAAGCGUGCCAAAUGUGGCUGAUGAUGUCUUAUUUCUUCCUUCCGUUUAAAUUAAGACUAUGUUUUGUUUCAUCUUUUUCUGGAUUUUGGUUUGAUAUGUUAUAACAACCUUGGUUAUAACGCUUUUGCUAAUAAAGUCUAUUUUCAGUAUCUAAAUAUUUGUGGAUUUGAAAAACAAUCAUUCAUAUAUCACUCAA